This is a messenger RNA of Daphnia pulicaria, 2090 nucleotides long. RefSeq names its product DNA-directed RNA polymerase II subunit RPB1-like. The record is from RefSeq and is a predicted model, not a curated record. Bases 72 to 1604 code for a protein of 510 amino acids. The transcript is spliced from 2 exons. NCBI's taxonomy places the organism in Eukaryota, Metazoa, Arthropoda, Branchiopoda, Diplostraca, Daphniidae.
UUGACUUAUCAACACACUUCUUCUAACAUUUGACUCAACGAGCGGAACAAGACAUCAGCUCAUCUACCAACAUGAGGUUUAAUGGAUUUUCCAAGUUUCUAGCCCCAGUUAUGCUGACUGGCCUUAGUCUAUUAGCACUGACAGUUGCCGCAGAUCGUAGAUUGGAUGACUUGACUCAAGAAAUCGAAGCUCGUGAUGGUUCCUCACCAUACACCGGUGCUGGACAGCGUUCAAUGAAAUUGCUCGGCAAAUUUAAACGGACGAAAUCACAAUCUUACGCCCCACCAAAAUCACACCAGAAACCAAAGUAUCAUCCUCCGCCGCAGUAUGGUCCGCCCAUACAAUAUGCUCCACUUCAUCACGGACCCAUCGCACCACCGCAAUACGCCCCACCUCAUUACGGGCCACCUAAACCAGAGUACGGGCCACCUAAACAAGAAUACGGACCGCCUAAGCAUCAAUAUGGGCCGCCUAAACAUCAGCCCGGCCCUCCUAAUCAUCAGUACGGGCCUCCUAAACCUGCAUACGGUCCUCCUAAACCCGAAUACGGUCCUCCUAAACCCGAAUACGGGCCACCUAAACCUCAGUACGGACCCCCUAAAGGAAACUAUAGAGCUCCAACAGCUGCGUACGGCCCACCGCAACCAGCCUACCACCAGCCAAGUUCCGCUUACGUGAAGCCACAGCCGCCAGCGUAUGCUGCAGCUCCACCACCCCAGCAGCAAGUCUACGCCCAGCCAAGUCCAGACUACUCUCAACCACCAUAUACUGCUCCGCAGCCACCACCACCGCCUUCAGUUGCCUAUGCACCGCUUCCUAUAGCACCUCCAGCUUACAGCAGUCCAUCAGUAACUUACGGCGCAAUAGAACCACCGCAAACUGACUACAACCAGCCCCCCUUGACUCUGAGCUACAACUCUCCAUCAACCAACGAUGAUGACGACGAUGAUUCGCGUGAAUCGACUUCAAGCGACGAUUCAUCAGCAUCCAAUUACAAUGUGCCAUCACCGCAUCAUCAUUAUGAACCGGCUGAGCCGAAACCAUCGGACGACAAUGUUAAAAACGUCAGCGACGAUCAAGUCGAAGUAGCGCCAGUAUUAGCGGCUUAUGUGGCUACCGAGUCAAGUGUUCCCCCGAAACAGACGGAAUUCAUCCCUUCGUAUCCGCACUAUUCCGACGAUACCGACAACAACCACCCGGAAACAGACGAUUCGCCAAAACAGAGCGGAUAUGCUUCUUCGAUUCCCAAUGAAAGCGUCCAAGAAACGGAUAACAACCAUCCGGUUGCAGCGGAAGAACCUCAAAAAGGAACGGAACCGGAAAUCAUUUCUGCGGUAUCGGAAGUUACGAUCGAUGAAAUUCCAACGAUUUCUCCUCCCGUCUCCGCAGAUGAGGCGCUGGCUUAUUCGCCCAACUUUGAAGACAACAGCGCUUUUCCCGAUUCAACCGAUCACGAUUUUUCUUCCCUAUUCAACCUCCCCAGUAAUUUCUACAAACAGACAGACAACGGAGCGGACGCUAACAAGGGAAACGAUUUCGGAUUCUUCCAACUCGGCAUCUUCCCCAAAACGAGCAGCUUCUUUGAGCAGAACUACAACGGCUAACAAGAAAUUUCAUCAAACACUUUGGAUUGAGACUGACGAUGAUUUAUUCAAUCCUCAAUUUUGAUUGUUUUCACUUUAAUGAUGUUGAAUUUGCGCGAUUUGUUUUUCUUAGAUGCGGCUAAUCAGAUCUGUCGAGUUCAGAUCGUCUUUGUUUUUGCUUGUUAUGAAAAUGUGUCUCUUACCCUCUUUUUCGCGAUGGCUCAAAAUAUUCCCGAAGAAUUGGCACCUGUUCACUUUGUGCCCUUAACCAUAUUGGAUCUCUCUAAUAAUACAUAAGAUCAAAAACUCGUACGCUUUCUCCAACAGGUGCCAAUCCAUCGCUGAUUUCAUUUUGGCAGCGCAUUCGCACCUUUUUUCACUUCAACUUUGAUUUCACCCUGAUCGUUUGCCAUCAAGAAAUUGUGUUUUAAUGUUAUAGAGAUCGUUUGCUUUGUUAAACCAUGUAUGCAAUGUAAGAGGGCAUCAAAUAAAAGCUUUUAAAUAUCA